Paralichthys olivaceus (Japanese flounder) is the source of this 231-nucleotide messenger RNA. Lineage: Eukaryota; Metazoa; Chordata; Actinopteri; Pleuronectiformes; Paralichthyidae. The record is from RefSeq and is a predicted model, not a curated record.
AUGGCCGACAGCCUCUACAGCAGCACCAUCUCCUCAUCCUCUUCAUCGUCUGUGUCCUUCCUCACGCUCGAGCAGAGGGUGGCCUUCGUCUUUGUCCUCAUCCUCUUCAUCUUCCUGGGCCUACUGAUCGUCCGAUGUUUCCGGAUCCUGUUAGACCCGUACCGGAGUAUGUCGUCCUCCACCUGGACCGACCACAUGGAGAAGGACACCUUUGAUUACCGCAUUUCCUGA